UAUUAUUCUUUACCAUCUUCGGGGUUUUUUUGUGUACUGGUCUUUUGUACACAGAAUAGACAGGAAUAAAAACUGUAGUGUCUGACUUGUUGCUAAGCAGUCAUAUAUUACUUUCUUAUGGAAAGACUGAUAGUCACGAUGGGGCCCUGAUAAUUAGCCUUCCCCUACCACCAGUUGCUAUUUAGUUUGCUAGUCAUUGCUUGCCUUCUGUGGAGGGAUGGAUAGUACCAAGACAGAAGACUAAGUACUUUUUUCCCCAAGUUUGGAAGGAAAAUUCAGGCCCUAGUUUGACAUUUAUUUAAGCUGAUAAGGCAACUGAAAAAAGAAUCCUACCUCCUUCCUCACCUUGGUGUUUUGCUACAUAAAUCACUGUAUGGUCAGACAGUGAGCUAGUGUGAAGUGAUCUAGCUGAAAAAUAACGUGCCCAAAUAGUGGGAACACCCCUUCCCUUCCCAAACAACUACUUCUGCUUCGCUCACAGCAAGCUGCAUAUCAUGGACUGAAACAAUCUAAAUGCUUCCUCCUAUAAAAAAAAAAGUAAGUUCUGUUCUCAGCCAUGCUUUUUCUCAUGCUACUGAAUUUGUACAUUUAUCUGACUCUUUACUGAGACAGAACCCUGCAACAAACACUGAAGAGUUUUCUGCCAGUUUCAUAAACUGAAUCAGUUCAUCAAGGUGUUUCAUGAGCUCCAGAGGAGGUGCGAGAAAUGGGCUGGGACUGUACAAUUGAGUGCUGCAAAGAGAGGAAAAAGCAGGGGAGGAAGCAAGCUGUUAGUGGUUUGGAGAAUGACCUCGUGCAGCUGUAAGACAGCUUGUGCUAGUACAAUAAAGGGGAUGAUACAGCUUCGUGAGUGAGUACACAGGGAGCCAGAACUGGGUCUUUUUUCUUCAUCAGCAAUGACAGCUUAAAUGCAAGUCAAACUACCAUUUUCUUCCAUUACGCUUCUGAUAGCUCAUCAGUCUGGCAUAGGCUUUAUCCAUAAAGUCUCAGGGUCAGCCCAGUGAAUGCUUUGCAGUACUCAGUAAUCUUGGAGAUUGUGAAGAGGAAUGAUGACUUUCUUUUUUCCCCUCUUUAGGUAUUUUAAAAGGUCCAGAACCUGGAUGGGAUCGGGGAGGGGGACUGACAGGAAGAUGGUCAAUGCUCAUUCCUUUGCAGAUAGUCCUCAGUAUUUUGUAGUGUGUUCUAAAAACACGCUGCAUUCAAAAAGAAGAAAAGGCUUUUCUUCUUUGCUCCCUGCUAUAUUGGAUUUAUAAUACCUUUCCUUCCAUUCCUUCAAUUUCUGUAGAAAUAGGCCUUGGAAGAAAAUACAAAACAUUACUGCCACUUAAAAGGAGCUGAAAGAGAUAGAUGCCAAAAAGAUUAUCAGAGCAAUGUUGUCUUAUGUGUGGCCCAAAGACAGACCAGACCUGCGAGCCAGAGUAGCCAUAUCUCUGGGGUUUUUAGCAAGUGCAAAGGCCAUGAAUAUAUUGGUUCCCUUCAUGUUUAAAUAUGCAGUAGACAGCCUCAACCAGGUAUCUGGAAACAUACUCAACCUGGAUGCUGCACCAAAUACAGUGGCAACUGUGGCGACUGCUGUUCUCAUUGGCUAUGGUAUCUCAAGAGCUGGGGCAGCGUUAUUUAAUGAAGCUAGAAAUGCAGUAUUUGGGAAAGUAGCUCAAAAUUCAAUCAGAAGGAUAGCAAAGAAUGUUUUUCUGCACCUUCAUAACCUGGAUUUGGCGUUCCAUCUAAGUAGGCAAACAGGAGCUCUGUCAAAAACCAUCGACAGAGGAACAAGAGGCAUCAGUUUUGUUCUUAGCGCUUUAGUAUUUAAUCUGGGACCGACAAUGUUUGAAGUGGCACUAGUUAGUGGAAUUCUGUAUUACAAAUGUGGUGCAGAGUUUGCUUUAGUAACUCUGGGGACACUAGGAGCCUAUGCAGCAUUCACGAUAGGAAUUACACAGUGGAGGACUAAGUUUCGAAUAGAAAUGAACAAAGCAGAUAAUGAUGCGGGUAAUGCUGCAAUUGACUCGCUACUAAAUUAUGAGACUGUGAAGUAUUUCAAUAAUGAAAAAUAUGAAGCCCAACGGUAUGAUCAGUUCUUGAAGACCUAUGAAAAUGCCUCCCUGAAGACUACCUCUACGUUAGCUCUCCUGAACUUUGGACAGAGUGCUAUAUUUAGCAUUGGCUUAACAGCCAUCAUGGUGCUUGCUAGCCAGGGCAUUAUUGCAGGCAGCCUUUCUGUUGGAGAUCUAGUAAUGGUGAAUGGAUUGCUGUUCCAGCUUUCUCUUCCCCUAAACUUCCUGGGAACAGUAUACAGAGAGACAAGACAAGCACUUAUAGAUAUGAAUACCUUGUUUACACUUCUCAGUGUAGAUACCAAAAUUAAAGACAAAGAGCUGGCUCCGCCCCUGCAGAUCACACCACAGACUGCUGCCAUCGCCUUUGAUAAUGUGCAUUUUGAAUACCUUGAGGGGCAGAAAGUCCUUGCUGGAGUGUCUUUUGAAGUCCCUGCAGGAAAGAAAGUGGCCAUUGUAGGAGGUAGUGGGUCAGGGAAAAGCACAAUUGUGAGAUUAUUAUUUCGUUUCUAUGAACCUCAGAAAGGAAAUAUUUACGUUGCUGGACAGAAUAUACAAGAUGUCAGUUUGGAAAGUCUGAGAAAGGCAAUAGGAGUUGUACCUCAGGAUGCUGUUCUCUUCCAUAACACUAUCUAUUACAAUCUGGUCUAUGGCAAUAUCGGUGCAACACCAGAAGAGGUGUAUGCAGUAGCAAAAUUGGCAGGAAUCCAUGAUGCCAUUCUUCGAAUGCCAAAUGGUUACAACACUCAGGUUGGUGAACGAGGACUCAAGCUCUCGGGAGGAGAAAAGCAAAGAGUUGCAAUUGCUAGAGCAAUGUUAAAGGAGCCACUUGUUUUUCUCUAUGAUGAAGCCACAUCAUCUUUAGAUUCAAUUACAGAAGAGAAUAUUCUCAGUGCCAUGAGGGACAUGGUGAAACACCGAACAUCGGUUUUCAUUGCCCACAGGUUGUCAACAGUAGUUGAUGCAGAUGAAAUCAUUGUGCUGGAUCAGGGUAAAGUUGUGGAACGUGGUAGACAUGCAGACCUCCUUGCAAGUCCUAACAAUCUCUAUUAUGAAAUGUGGCAUACACAGAGCAGCAAAGUACUAAAUAAUCAUAACAAUCCAAAUUGGGAAGAGAGAAAUAAUCGGAUGUCCAAAGAGGAGGAGAGGAAGAAACUAGAAGAAGAAAUUAUUAAUAGUGUGAAAGGCUGUGGAAACUGUUCAUGCUAAGUAUGAUCCUGGAUUAAUCUUCUGAACAGGUUAAAAAUGCACAAGAUGACAAUGAAGUGCAGCUCUUGUUUUUAAGUCAGCAUUCAAAAACUUCCUGGGUUUUGCAGUUUUUGGGUUUUACAGUUUCUCAGAGGGACAUAAUUUCAACCAAAGGAGUUCUAUUUUUACAUCAUUAGAAAACUCUAAUAUUCAGUGGCAUCUGCAAGAGCUGAGCUUUUUCAAAAACUUUAAACAUCUCAACUAAGAGUGUAAUUUAUGGCAAUUUUUAGGCAUUGGUAAAUUCUGGUAGUCGCUUGAGGUGGAUUAUUAAAUUGUAAACAGAUUUGUCAUUGAUUUACGUUAUUUCUCACCAUUAAUGGUUGAUAAAUAUGUCAUGUUUUAAUUGUAAUUGGGCUAAUUUGAACUCAUUUGCUAGUGAGGAAGAUGCAAUUUAAAUUCUUCAGUGGUAUUCUGGUUUAAAAUGUUCUUCCUUCUAAAGAAUAAGAAAAGCCUCAACAACGUAUUAGAGGCUUCUAGCAGCAAACUAAAUAUUGGAAUUAUCCAUCUCGCCCUUCAAAAACACCUUUCAUACUGGACUAUCGGGAAAUCUCUUGGUAUUACUCUAAAAGAAAGCUAACAGUAUUUUUAAGAGCUGGCAAAAAUCUGGAAUUGACAAAAUAUUGUGUGACUUUACAGAAAACAUACAAAAUGUUGUAUGUAAAUAUGAAGACUCGGAAGUUUCCCUUAAAUGAAAAAAUCCGAGUUCAGGAUUCUGUAUCCUGAACAUCUGCUGUAGUAGUGAAAGCAGAAUGCAGUCACUUUUUCUAUUUCAGUCAUGGUCUUAGGGAGCAAUUAAGAUUCAAUAAAGACUUCCAUAAAUUUC
Aquila chrysaetos chrysaetos is the source of this 4125-nucleotide messenger RNA. It is a transcript of the gene ABCB7, whose product is annotated as ATP binding cassette subfamily B member 7. Gene Ontology annotation, cellular component: mitochondrial inner membrane. The transcript has 14 exons. Gene Ontology annotation, molecular function: ATP binding; ATP hydrolysis activity; ABC-type transporter activity. Bases 1371 to 3263 code for a protein of 630 amino acids. Lineage: Eukaryota; Metazoa; Chordata; Aves; Accipitriformes; Accipitridae. The record is from RefSeq and is a predicted model, not a curated record. Gene Ontology annotation, biological process: intracellular iron ion homeostasis; transmembrane transport.